Messenger RNA from Didymella exigua CBS 183.55, 1568 nucleotides. RefSeq names its product stomatin family protein. Bases 27 to 1172 code for a protein of 381 amino acids. The record is from RefSeq and is a predicted model, not a curated record. Lineage: Eukaryota; Fungi; Ascomycota; Dothideomycetes; Pleosporales; Didymellaceae. Gene Ontology annotation, cellular component: plasma membrane. The transcript has 4 exons.
GUAUAAAGCAGCGACAACCAUCCACCAUGGUGCCCACUCAUAUGCACGAUUCGCGCACGAUUGCUGAAUCAACCACAUCUUCAUCGCGACCCAUCUUGGAACGACCGAGCAUUUCUACGACCACCGCGACCAUGGAUGACAACGGCAAAGCCCCAAUGCCCACCAACAGCACCAACGGUGCUCACGCAGCGCGCCGCGCUGAUGAGCCCAUCGUGAAGGUCCAACCUCCACGCCGCGAGGACUUGCAGCCCAGCUAUGCCCGCGUUAUCGAGCCAGAUGAUGCUGACGCUGACACCCACGGCUGGUAUGGUGGAAUGGUCAACGCACUCGGUGGCAUCAUUGGAACCCUCGGCGCUGUGCCUUGCUGCAUCUGCUGCCCGAACCCUUACCAGCCCGUGAACCAAGGAAACGUCGGUCUCGUCACCAAGUUUGGGCGGUUCGCGCGCGCCGUCGACCCCGGUCUUGUCUACAUCAACCCUCUGUCCGAGAAGCUCGUUCAGGUCGAUGUCAAGAUCCAGAUCGUCGAAGUGCCCAAGCAGGUCUGCAUGACCAAGGACAACGUCUCCCUGCAGCUCACCUCGGUCAUCUACUACCGCAUUACUUCGCCACACAAGGCCGCCUUCAGCAUCUCCAAUAUCCGCCAAGCUCUCGUCGAGCGAACUCAGACUACGCUUCGCCACGUCGUCGGCGCCCGUGUUCUCCAAGACGUCAUCGAGCGCCGUGAGGAGAUUGCGCAGUCGAUCCGCGAGAUCAUUGAAGAGACGUCCGCUGGUUGGGGUGUCGAAGUCGAGUCUAUGCUAAUCAAGGAUUUGAUCUUCAACCAGGAUUUGCAAGACUCGCUCUCCAUGGCUGCCCAGUCCAAGCGUACUGGUGAGGCCAAGGUCAUCGCCGCCCGCGCCGAAGUCGAGAGCGCAAAGCUCAUGCGUCAAGCUGCGGACAUCUUGUCUUCUGCCCCUGCUAUGCAGAUCAGAUAUCUCGAGGCCAUGCAAGCUAUGGCCAGAUCUGCGAACUCAAAAGUCAUUUUCAUGCCAGGUCCGAGCGAUUCGGGCAAUAUAGUGGCCAAAGCGAUUGAAGAUGAUGGCCAUUCGGCAAUUCCAUCCGGAUCCUCAUACGGCCAACAGCCUGGUGGAAUCCAGCAGACGGUCAAUGCCCGGGUUCUUGAGGAUCUUUAGGUGGCCAAGGUAAUUUUCCUGCCCGCGCGGAACCAAACUGUCCAGAGCGCGCUGGCACAAGCCGAUGCCGCUGGCGAAGGCUCAUCAACUACAACGCCGACUUCAGCAUGGGGAUUCAGAGUUUUACCGAGCAGGAGUACGGCUCGGGUAACUAUAGCUUUCAGAGUACAGUCAACUCAAGAAACAUCGAGCAGAUGUAGACCUGAUAAGUCUAUAUCUGUAGGUGAAGAGCGAGCAUGACAAUGGAUGAUGGAUGGCGGGUGUUGAGCGGAUUACUUUUGGGACGUUUGAUACCAGGAUGGAUUGCGUUUUCUUGAUACCCUACGAUAUUGCUCAGUCAUUCGCUAUGUGCGUAAUCUAAUUAUAAUGCUAUUUAUACGGAAAACGUCCUGAUCG